AUGAAUCCUUGUGUUUUUAUAGUUUUCUCAUUUCUCUUGAUAUGCCUUGAGACUACAACUGCCAACCCAUUGGUAGCAACGGGAGGAGGAGAUGAUAAUGGUGUCGUGAAGAAGUGUUUGGAUAAGGAGAGACAUGCUCUUCUUGAUUUCAAAGCUCACCUCCAAGACCCCUAUGAAACUCUCUCUACAUGGAGAGUUGAAGAAGAAGAAGAUUGCUGUAAAUGGAGAGGAGUCACAUGCAACAACCAAACAGGUCGUGUCAUUGUGCUAAGUAUUAGCUCUGGUGGCCUUAAAGGUGAGAUUAGCGAUGCUUUGCAUAACUUAAGCUACUUGACUCAUCUUGAUCUUCACUCAAAUUCUUUUCAUGGAGUUAUUCCCACCUUCAUUGGUUCCAUGACCGAAUUAAGGUACCUUGACCUUAUUAAUAACUCUCUUCAUGGAACCAUUCCCUGGUCAAUUGGUUCCCUGACCAAAUUAAGGUACCUCAAACUUGGCAGCAAUUAUCUUAGUGGAACCAUUCCCAGGUCCAUUGGUUCCUUGACAGAAUUAAGGGUUCUUGGCCUUUCUCAUAACUCUCUUUCUGGAACCAUUCCUCCAGAAUUGGGAAACCUCACCAAUUUGCAAUGGCUUAUCCUUCAAUCUGUUGGAAGAUGUAGAGUUGAGAACCUAGAGUGGCUGUCUCAUCUAUCUCAUUUGCAACAACUUGUUAUGGAUGGGAUUUCCCUAGCCAAACAAAAUCAUUGGGUGGAUGUAAUUUUGAGCCUCCGGAAACUAUCAGUUUUAAGUUUAAUAGGAUGUGAGCUGUCACAAGUCAUGUAUCCAUAUUCUUCACAUCUCAAUUCUUCUUCAUCUAUUCUUUACCUUUAUCUUGGAAACAACCGUCUCAACUCAUCAAUGUAUCAUUGGCUGUUUCCGUUAACCAGCAAUAGCCUUCUCCGUCUUGGUCUCGCUAUAAACAUGUUAGAUGGGAUUCCAAAAUAUCUUGGUAGCCUCUGUAGCUUGAAAAGUUUGUACUUCUAUAACAACUCUGCAGUGGUUGAAUUUCCUGUUUUUCUGAAAAAUUUGUCUGGAUGCACAUCGCUUGCAUUACAAUACUUGGAUACCUCUCAUACCCAAUUUACAGGUUCACCGUCCGAUGAGAUCCAAACACUGAAAAAUCUUACCUAUCUUUUUAUGAGUUCGUGUAAUCUUGGGCCUCGCUUUCUUAAAUGGACUCAAACACUAAACAGUCUUCAGUAUCUUAAUAUUGCCAAUAAUGGAAUUUCAGACACUAUUCCUCUGGAUUUUUGGGAUAAGUGGCCUUCUCAAUUAAGAUAUAUAAAUCUCUCUUUAAACAACAUCAGCGGGAACCUACCAGAUUUAUCAACAAAAUUUGACAACAAUUCAGUGAUAGAUUUGAGUUCCAACAAUUUUUAUGGUCAAAUAACUGAUGUGUCUUCCACCGUGGCAUUGUUAAAUCUUUCCAGAAACAAAUUACAUGGAGGAAUCUCUUUCUUAUGCCAAGUUGUCCAUGGGCUUUUAAACAAUUUCUCUGAAGAGUUACCAUUGUCUUUAAAGAAUUGCACGGGCUUAAACUCAUUGAAUUUGGGAUUCAACAAGUUUACUGGUAAAGUGCCUGCUUGGAUUGGGGAAAACUUAUCAGGGUUGUAUUUUCUUUUCCUAGAAUCAAACAACUUCUUGGGAACCAUCCCCUUGCAAUUAUGUCAAUUACCAAAUCUUCAGUUCCUAGACUUGUCACUGAAUCAUCUCCAUGGAACUAUCCCCUCGUGUUUGGAUAAUCUUACAAGCAUUGUUCAAGAAGGAUCCUUACCGACAAAAAACGUACAUUCCUAUUCAUUUCAAUGGUUUUAUUCUGAAGGUGGUGUUUAUGACGAACUUUAUGAUGAGUAUGUUGACCGUGCAAUGAUCAAGUGGAAAGGACAUUUACGUGAAUUCACCCGUAAUCUGGGAUUGUUGAAGAGCAUUGACUUGUCAAGCAACAACUUAACAGGAAAAAUCCCAUAUGAAGUUACCAAUCUUUAUGGACUGCGUGUACUCAACUUGUCAAAGAAUGCUCUACAUGGAGAGAUUCCGAAAAAAAUUGGUCAAAUGCGACAGCUUGAAACUUUGGAUUUAUCUAGAAACAACUUGUCAGGAGAGAUGCCAUCAAGUAUGUCUAGUUUGACUUCAUUAAGUUAUCUAAACGUAUCAUACAAUAGCUUGUCAGGGAGAAUUCCAUCCGGCACUCAACUGCAGUCUUUUGAACCGUCAAGAUACAACGGAAACCCGCGACUAUGUGGACCCCCACUUACCAAAAAAUGCCCAGGAAAUGAUGAAUCAGAAGUACCAUUGGUCGUUGGUCAAAGUGAGGGUGAUGGGGAAGAGAUAGAUGAACUUGAAAUAUGGUUCUAUAUUUGUGGGGCCAGUGGUUUUGUUACUGGAUUUUGGAUAGCAUGUGGCACUUUACUUGUCAGCCGUCGUGGGAGAUGUUCAUUUUUUCACUUUUAUGAUAGCUUCACAGAUUGGGUUGAUGUGAAGGUGGCGGUGUCGUUUGCAAAUCUGCAAAGGGUUGAACGUAGAUAG
Molecule: messenger RNA, 2562 nt
Organism: Lactuca saligna
Lineage: Eukaryota; Viridiplantae; Streptophyta; Magnoliopsida; Asterales; Asteraceae
Source: the annotation of a GenBank genome assembly